Messenger RNA from Kockovaella imperatae, 2769 nucleotides. RefSeq lists its product as hypothetical. Bases 1 to 2769 code for a protein of 922 amino acids. Lineage: Eukaryota; Fungi; Basidiomycota; Tremellomycetes; Tremellales; Cuniculitremaceae. The transcript has 7 exons. Gene Ontology annotation, molecular function: zinc ion binding. The record is from RefSeq and is a predicted model, not a curated record. Gene Ontology annotation, biological process: regulation of DNA-templated transcription.
AUGGACCUGACACUGGACUCACUGUGUGACUUUUUGACGACUCCUUGUGUAUCACCCGUUAUACACCAUUCGACAGUGUGCAAAGAUUCACCAUCACCACCUUUCACCCCAUCAGACUCUGUCUAUAGUCCUUCAGGCUCCGUAUCUAAUCACACGAGUCUCGCCGCCUCCGCCUCCGCCUCCUUCUCAUCGCAGAAACCCACUACAACCACCACCAUUGAUACUCCUGGAACCACUUGCCUUCCUCUGACAUUGUCUAUACCCAUCUCUUGUCAUCUCCAGUGGGCUAAUUAUCCACUUCCUCCUCCCACUUUGACCAUCUACUCCCCAAAGUCUCGGUCCGAUACCUGCUUCUCGCCUCUCAGAACGACAACACGCUCCGCCACACCGACAACGACAAGCAGCUUCGACGACCUCAUCACUCCCUCGACGACUGAGCUUCCGAGCGAUACAUCCGUGGAUAUCGGCAAACUGCUUGAAUCGGCUGCUUUGGAGAUCCUCACUCCGACCUCAAAAGUGUUUGAACUGCUGGAAUCCUCGUUCCACAGCCCAGAUAGGACCACGCCAAUGGGAGACAUCAAAGCGCCAUCUUUGGCAGCGGCGUCAACGGCGACGACGACGAGGACGUCGUAUUCUGAGCAGCAGACUGAAGUUUAUGACUCGCCAACGUUUGUAGACCCCUUAGAUGAGCGACGUACUUCUCUAGUUCAGUCCGAGUCCAGUGGAGAGAACAUGAUUGCACCCCAUGUCCCGACCAUGUUACCUCCUUUGCGAUCUCACGAGGUAUCGCCUCACAUUUCGGCAUACCAUUCGACGGCAGGCUACGCGCACAAUGGUCAAUACUAUUAUUCGAAUCAUUCUAUGGGGCAUCCCGGGUCCUACACGUACCAAUCUUCCAACUCCUCUGCCUACACUCAGCCGAAAUAUCAUACUAGUCUAUACUAUGGCAGUAUGACGACCCCGACGACUCAGUCCACUCAAUCCACCCAUUCCGACCUUGGCACGCCUCUGACGGAUCAUCAUGGCCCAGAUAGUAUGAACGGCAGCGGUAGCGUUGGCGGAGGGUACGCCUACUCUUCGUCGCAGAUUUACGGGACGAUUCAACCUUCUGCGAUUCAGUCAUGGGAUCAGACAUCUCGAUCGAGAUUGGAGCUAGGAACAGGCGUAUCAAAUACAAGUGGCAUGUUGUCAGCACCAUCCCCGAGGUUCGGUAAUGAUCGCAAGACAAUCUCGCCAGGAUCGAUACGGAGCGACAGUAAAGUAUCCAGUGGCGGGCCAAUGGCGGCGGCUGGGGCAGGGGCAGAUUGGACCAGACCGAGCUCAGCCAUGUCAGGAUUGUCUGUCGAUGGAGAUCAUGUUGGAUCUACAGGUAUAUCAGGGGCGGAAAGUACUUUGAUCGGAUUGGGCAUCGUUCCUGGGACGGUUCAGUACACUUCGGAAGCGGAGAUUAAGCAGACAGACGAUCUCAAACGCAUGUGCUUUAAUUGCCGUGCGAUCCAACCUCCAAGUUGGCGCAAAUCGGUUCUCUACCUUGGCAAGAUUCUAUGCAACAUGGCCUGGUGCCGUUGUGUGGGGCCUCUCUUAGACAACGCUGAUCCGGGUCUCCCUCUAGAAUGCGGGAUAUACGAACGGACACAUCGUCGACCUCGUCCGCCUCAAAAUGACGAGCAAAAGCUUCGUCGGGGAUCCGUCUCUGCGGCUCAGAUCCAGGAUCUCGGAGUCGAUGGACGAUCAGCCAAGAUGCCUUCUGCUCGAUUAGCGGUGAUGCGUGAAAAUGGGGACGAGGAUGGAGAUUCAGGCCAGGAUAGUCCGUAUUCUACCGUUCCGAGCUUAGAAUCCUAUCUCGCGCCUGUCCACCGGUAUCAUCCUUCUCCCUAUACCGGCAAGAACGGACUGGACCAAUGGGCUGGGGUUCCGAGCGGGACUGCAUCGAUCUAUCGUAGACACUCUCAAGCGGCUUCAAAGCGGAAAACGAACAAACACCUGGAUCAUCGCGCUCGACGUCCUCAUCAUUCCAUGUCGGCCAGCCAAUCUCGACCGUCACCUUCAUCGUCGACUGCCUUCCUCCGAGAUGGAGCUUCUCAAGACUCUGACGUCCACGUACAUGGACACGGACACGAACACGGCGUCGGACACGGUUACGGUCACAGCAGUCCUUACGCUCAUGCGUAUGCUCGAAGAUCAGGCUACAUCUCUACUUCUUCUCACGGCCUGAAAUCCCGGUUUGACCACUCGGCUUCGUUGACGCUUGGCGGCGAGAGUAACGCGAGUGUGUCACAUAUGGGACGAUCGAUCUAUUCCGCCUCGACCUCGACUUUAGCUUACGACCGUCCUUCCCUUCACGCUUCAUCCUCUAUGUGGGAGAAUGGCUCGAGAAGGUUCAGCGAUGGUCAAGUCAUGUUACCCCAGCCGUCCAUCUUGGAUUCGAUGGACCAAAGUCAAUACUAUCAGCUUCCCUACGGUACAACCACGAGGAUGAUGCAGGAUGACACUGGGUACGGCAACACAACAACGGUGACAGGACAUUCGGGGACUUCUUCCAAGAUGAGGGAUCAAGCUAGCGAUGACGAUGAGCCGGAUCGACAAGAGUAUCAGAGACGAGAUGAUGGUGGUCGAAUCAGGGACGUGAACGAGAACGAGAACGAGGACGAUGGCGACGACGCUGACGAGGACAAUGACGAAGAGGAUGACGAGGAAGAGGAUGAAGAGGAAUCAGAUUUCCCAGAUGAAGAUGAUGGAGGGGAGUACAUCCCUCGAGGCAGGGCAUGA